CACGUUUCUUGAAACCUACUUGAGAGGUUAGUGAUGUGUCAAUUUGUACGGGAAUUGGAUAAGCUAAUCCUUUUAAUGUUGGGUGGGGCCAUGCUGGUCCCAUUUAGGGGGGUCUAACAAUGGUACUGUAGUACCAGAUAGACAGUAACCGGGUGACACGUGGAAUUGUUUAUUAAUUGACACGUAACGUGACGUUGAAAUUAGCGCGUGAUUGAAAACAACUCAGCGCCAGCUGGCACCACUUGGUGUCUGCUGGCCGACCUUAUCCCAUUCUCUUUUUUUAUUACCUUUUUUUUUCCCCUUAAUUUCUAAUUUUUGUAUUUUUUUCAAAAGCAAGAACCAUUGUAGAGAGAGAGAGAGAGAGACAAGAGAGUUGAAGGUGAGUUGGAGAUACGGGGGGAGAGACCAAACCCUAGAUUUCUUCAGACUGAGUACAGAAAUCCCAGAAAAAGCUACCAAUUUGAAUAAUUUCACACGGAGAUCGUGCAUAAUAGUACUUGUUUCACGCGAAAAGUAGUCUUGGGUUUGGUUUACUUUUUGAAUUGAAGAUCUUGUGAAAAAAAUAAAGGGUUAAAGAUGAUGUCUAGAUCGUAUACCAAUCUGUUAGAUCUAGCGUCUGGGAAUUUCCCGGUGAUGGGGCGGGAAAGGAAGCGUCUUCCUCGGGUAAUGACGGUCCCGGGGAUUAUAUCAGAGCUUGAUGAUGAUCAGGCUAAUAGUGUGACUUCAGAUGUACCAUCGUCUGUUGUUGGAGAGCGAAUAAUUGUUGUGGCAAAUCAGCUUCCGGUGAAAGCGAAGCGUAGACCGGACAAUAAAGGCUGGAGUUUUAGUUGGGAUGAAGAUUCGUUGUUAUUGCAUAUUAAGGAUGGUUUGCCGGAGGAAAUGGAUGUUAUUUAUGUUGGGUCUUUAAGAGUUGAGGUUGAUUCGAGUGAAAGCGAUGAUGUGUCACAGCUGUUGUUGGAUAGAUUUAACUGUGUCCCGGCUUUUCUGCCUCACUUAGGGAGCCGGCUCUCUCCCCCUGAGAGCCGUCUCUGCUCCAUGCGUCUUCUCUGCUUCGUCCGGUUGCCUUUUGCGCUUCCGGCGAAGCUUCCAGUCCCUGUCCCAACACUUUUAACAUCCUUAGGGUCUAAUUUAAAUCUAGACAUUCCUAGAAACCCCUCACAUUCCAUUAGGAAUUAAAUUACAGAAGUUCAAUACAUAACCAAAACAGUUUAUGCGUGAACCGAUUUCAGUUAUUUAAAACCGGCAAAAUUCCAAGUCUCUAUCCGAAUUGUUUUUAAACUUCUUAGGGUCUACUUUAAAUCCAAACAGUCCUAGAAACUCUUUAAAACCCUUAUGAAUUGAUUAUCAAAAACUUAACACACUCGGAACAGUUUUAAGACCAAACCAGUUACAGUUUAAACAAAGGCAAACAACGGAUUACAGUUUGAUUUAAUUAUGCAUAACACAUCCAUUUUUAAUAUUUAAUUAACGUCCUGGAGUCUAUUUGGAAUGCACAGAACACAAAUUUACAAGAAAGAGAUAGACUGAACCUUGCCUUGAGAUUUCGGUGUGAAACCUUAAGCGUCGUCUCUAAGUUUAAGUUUCAGGACUCUCCGAGUCUGUUUCCCCUCUGCUCUGCUCACAGUUCCAUCCAGAAGUAACCCCUCUGUUCUUCCUCCAGUCUUCCUCCUUUAGCCUCACAGAAAAUCACCCGAGACCCUCUCUGUUUAUCUCAAGACCAGUCUAGAGCCUCUGUUUUCCUUCUCACAAAUAUUACGUGAGUAGGAUUAUUCCCAACCCUAGCAGACUUAAAAGAAAAUAUAUAUAGACGUCCCAAACCCUAAUCUACGGAACUCUAUAUCUACCGGGUUUAAUUUAAAACCUAAUAUAAGUCUGCAUCCAUACUAUAUAAAAAUAAAACCCUAAUCCUAUAUCAUAUACAAGACCAAAUAAAACAAUUAAUUUAGACAACUAAACAAUUAAAAUUAAACAAUUACUUUAAAAUAAAUACACAAUUAAAAUUAAACAAUUACUUUAAAACAAAUAAACAAGUAAUUUGGAAUCAAGAACAAAUAGACAAUUAAUUUAAAAUAAAGAAACAAUUAAACAAUUACACAAAUGAGCACAUAAAUCACAUAAUGAAAUAAAAAUGCAAUAAAAUUAAAUUUAAAUUCCCAUUGUAUCCUUUUGAAAACUAGGGAUAUUACACCCCCCGACCACCCACCCACACACACAAUCUAAUUUGUUAUUAAAAAUUUAUAGAAAUAGGAAAUAAAAAUAAAUUAAAUUAGAAAAAUAUAUAAUAUAAUGAGAUGCAUAACAUUUUAUUUAAAACUAAAUUAUGAUUUUUAUUCUUAAAUCGAGGAUACGUACUUACCUCUUGAAAUAGGAGUCUAAAUAUAUAUAUAUAUAUAUAUAUAUAUAUAUAUAUAUAUAUGAAAAGUAACUAGAUUUGACAGCCUGGAACAAUAGCUAAUUACGGUUUUUAUAAUAAAUAAAUAAAACAUGUUUCACUACGAUCUAACAAAAAAAAAUAAAAAACAUGUUUUACUAAGAUCUAACUAAAAUAGAAAUGCAAGAAAGAAUUAAAUAAAUUUGAAGUUCAUCCAUUACUUCGAAAUUUAGAAUUUCAACAUUUAAUUUUUGAGGUUGGAUAUCAAGUUUUUGAUGCCAUAUUUGGCGUUUGUAAGCAAGAAGAAAAAUAAAAAUAAAAAUAAAUAACUAGUAGGUCUAAUCAGCGUUUUGGAGUGAAAAAAAAAAAAAAUCGGCAAAUUUCUAUUUAUAUAUUUUUCGUUAUAGCACAUGUAUUGGCCCCAUAACACGAGCACUAUUUAAGUCAGAAGUGCGAUUUUAAAGCGAGAUCUCAAAAUUCCUAUUUUUUUUUUUUUUCCCGGCAAUUAACCAUUUAAAAUUAUUGUUGAAGUAUUUUUAGCAAAAACACAUUUGUGGUGUAAUAGUUAGGAUGCUUGUCUCUUGAAAAUAAGAGCAUAUUUGAUUCUUACUAAAACUAUUUUUUUCAUUUUACCAAGGGUAAAGUGCAAAUAAAUAAAUAAAUAAAUUGUUAUGUGCAAAUGUUAUUGAUGAUCAAAAAACCUCCUACAAUUUUUAAAUUUAGCAAAAAAAAGACCUUUUGUCCAUUUGAAGAUUCAAUAUAUUUAAAAUGUACUUAAAACAAAAUAAUUAUAAAACAUUUAUUAAGAAGGGUAUUUUGGAGUUUUAAUAAUUUUUCGGUCAAAAUUGAGGUGAAGAAACAAUUUGCACAUAUUUUAAGUGUUGUGAUUUAUAUGCGCAUGGUAAAUAGAAAUUUGGCGUGCAUAUCGAUCACUAUUCACACACAAUUUAUAUGCAAGUUAAGGUAAUAGUUGCUAAUUCUACAACCCUUCGAGGUCAAGCUUCAUAUUACUUGUCUGCCCAUUUAAAUAUGAAAACUUUAAGGGGGUCAUUGUCAUUUUAGGAAACUAGUAGCAUGUUUCUCAAAAUUGUCUACAUAGCUGUAACCAGUCAAUAUUUAGGUAAAGCGAACCAGUCAAAAAAAACACACACACCACCUCAUGGUUUGAAUUUUUUGGUCACAAAAUUAAAUAUUUAACCCCCAGUCUUUUGUUUUUUCCCAAACCUACCUUGCCUGCAAAUCCAAUCCAUUUAAUAAAAUCACAAGGACGAAAGUGACAUUUUCUCGUAAGCUAGUUGUUCCAACCAGAUUGUAUUUAUAUAUGCGCACCACCACCAACCAGACAUUUAACUAAACAAAAUCAACAAACACGCAGGCCGCCAGGCACGUGCCGCCACGUGGUCAAUGGCACGUAACGGGUGACGUCACCGAAAGCCAGGUCACGCCCAUUUUCUGUCUUACCACCCUAUCCGCUAGAAUUGCCCCCUCGCCUCGCCACGUGGCGACACUACUGUAGCGUAGACCUGUUCCACUUCGCUACGUCGGGGAUCACAGUAAUGACCAGUCGCUUUCGACCCAUUUGCUCCCACGUGGCCUAUUGGUC
Messenger RNA from Cornus florida, 3974 nucleotides. RefSeq names its product probable alpha,alpha-trehalose-phosphate synthase [UDP-forming] 7. Gene Ontology annotation, molecular function: catalytic activity. NCBI's taxonomy places the organism in Eukaryota, Viridiplantae, Streptophyta, Magnoliopsida, Cornales, Cornaceae. The record is from RefSeq and is a predicted model, not a curated record. Gene Ontology annotation, biological process: trehalose biosynthetic process. The transcript is spliced from 2 exons. Gene Ontology annotation, cellular component: cytosol. The coding region runs from base 577 to 1176 and encodes 199 amino acids.